AUGGCGUGGCCCUGCAUCAGUCGUCUGUGCUGCCUGGCCCGGCGCUGGAACCAGCUGGACCGCUCGGACGUAGCGGUGCCGCUGACUCUGCACGGCUACUCGGACCCCGGGAGCGAGGGGCCGGCCGCGGACUGCACCGCCUCGCGUGGGAGCCCGUCUGUCGCAGGCGCGCGGGAGCCCAGUCGCGCCGUGCCGCUCACCCAGUACCAGCGCGACUUCGGCGUGCGAACCGCGCGCGCGGGGACCCGGGAUGAGCGCGUGCCCGGGUCGGGCGGCCGCAGGGGCCAGUCUUCGGCGACCCCCGCCCGGGCGGUCUACGUACUACCCGUCGGGGACGCGGACGCAGCUGCUGUAGCGACCACGUCUUAUAGGCAGGAAUUCCAAGCUUGGACUGGAGUGAAGCCCUCAAGAUCCACAAAGGCCAGAUCGGCCAGAGUCAUCACAACACACAGCUCUGGCUGGGACCCCAAUCCUGGGGCCAAGUUCCAGGUUCCAGAAGUGAGAAAAUUCACACCCAACCCCUCAGCCAUCUUUCAGACAUCGGCUCCCCGGACUCUCAAUAUGUGACCAGUGGAAACCAGUGGAAACCGUGGCUGCUGGGAAAGCUGCGGCCCUCCAGAAGGGGAACUGGCUUGGUCCUUCGCUGACUGGAGCAGCAUGGCUGCCGACUCUGCCUGUGGUGUGGAGUGGAGGCAGACGGCACACCGGCAGAACACCACCAGCUGCACACAGCCUCUUCGUGUGUGGGGAAAACUUGAUCUUUUAAAUUGCCAUUUGGCACCUUUCAAUUUUUAAAUAUGAGGUUCAAUUCAGCUGUGACCUGAACUGCUCCAGACUGAAAAGUAUGCAUAUAUCAAGUCCUUGGUAGACCAGUUACCAACUUUGGGUGGUUUUUCCAAGAUGCAUGUUAACUUAUUUGAUAGCCUAUGGUAGUCCCAGGCAGUUUUCUCAUCUCUUUCUACAGUGCCCCACAUGCUUACAUUAAGAAAUCUUAGCCAGGCAGUGGUGGCACAUAUCUUUAAUCCCAGUGGAGACAGAGGUAGGGAGAGCUCUGUGAUCUUGAGGCCAGCCUGGUCUACAGAGUGAAUCCCAGGACAGUCAGGGCUACACAGAGAAAACUUGUCUCAAAACACAUACACACAUGGGGUAAAAAAAAAAAAAAAAUCAACCUUAGGUUAUCAGGAGGUAAGAGGAUCUCUAUGAGCUCAAUGCCAGCCUGGUCUACAUAGCAAGUUCUGGGAGGGCCGGGGCUACAUAGAGGGGCUGUGUUUCAAAAGAACAAUAACAAUAUCUUAAGUUCUUAAAAAAUACACAUGACCACCUGCAUAUGAGUCUCAUGGUGGUAAUAUAUAUACCCAGGCAGAAAUUUCAUUUAUUUCAAUAUAUAACACAGAGAUGGAAAUAUAUCUGUAUAUAUAUGAAAUACACACAGUGGUGAAAUACAUCCAGGGAGAAGAUCAUCCACACGGUUUCACUUUUCAGAUGUAAUUUUUCUAGCCAAGAUGAUCACGUUUCCAGGAUGAGUGAAAUGUUGAAAGCAUGAAUGCCAUUCGCCCCGUAUUUCUAGAGGCUGAGCCCCGUCCUACUAAUUUCAUCUGUCUCCCCUCAACUCAAGGACUAGAAGGGACUACCAUGCACAUGUGUGAGGAGCUGGGAGCAUGUCUGGAAGCAUCCCCUACAGGCACCUUGACCAGCCUGCUGACUCCUCAACUUUGGUUAGGUACUCACUACCCCAUUGUGGGGAACAACUUCUGCCUUUGGAAAACUCGUCUUCAUAGGUUUCAGUCAGACUGGCUGUGUGGAACAAGCCCAGUCUCCUUUGCACAACCAUCUCUCGAACACUAGAAAAAGACGAUGUCUCAAAGGCUUGGCAGUGUUUGGUAAGAACUGUAAGGGUUUCCUUCAAAAGUCAAGGCAGGGGAGGCAGCUCAGGCCUCCCACACAGCAUCCCCUGCCUCCCUCUUGCCAGCCCAGGAAAUGCUGAGUCAUUCUGAAGGGAAAAUUGAAACCAUAUGCAUAUACCAAAGGCCCCAUUACUCUAGAUUUGUCAGUUUGCAUGCUCAGUGUACCCGAGAGGGAAGAGACUGCCUGCUGGGUAGCUAAAUGUAGGCAAUGAGCAGAUUAACAGUUUACUAAAAUGCAAAAAUGUGCUGGACUUAAGUUAUAAAUUCAAGUAUAUUUUUUCCCAAUCAUCUGGUCUCUCAAUAACGACUUUAAUGUAGUGCGACUAUGCUAAUAUCCUUGACAAUUAGAAACCCUUCUUCUGAGGCUGUAGUUGACUCGUGUUGCAUGUGGUACAUACCUUCAUCCCACUUCAGCUCUUGCACCCGUAAGUGGGAAAAGGGACCAUCUGUGCCACUGCUGCUUCCGCACUAGCUGGGACAACGGGAGCUUCCAUUUCUGCAUCUGAAAGUGAGGUUGCUACUGCCUACACCUUGCCUGGCUUGCUAGAAAUAUCCAAUUCUUAGCACAGUCAAGUCAGCCAAGCAUAGGUCCUGAAUUGUCCUUUCCUGCUUAACUCUCUUCCAGGUGCUUCUUGGUCCCAACUAAGAGCCUCUGGCUGUACUCUGCCAGUGACCAUAUGCCAUGCCCAGCAACCCCCACCCCCCACCCCCCGCAUUCAUCCUCUUGGUGUGAAAUGCACAGCCCUGCUGCAUUUGGCAAGUAUAAAACACACUUGUCUCUUUCUGACACUGUAGCACUGCAGUGGCCAUGGAGUGAGGUUGACCUCUGCUAGGUCACAGGUUGUUUAGAACCUCAGCAAUGUGCCACAUAGCUCUGCCCACCAGCCCUCCUCAUUCCAGAUGGGAAUUAAAACACAAAGCUCCAUGGGCAACCCAAGAAGCAACUAAGACCAGUAUCAGUCAUGUUCUCUUAGUCCUGAGUCCAUCUCAUACACACAAUGUGCACAAAGACCAGCGAGAUGCACUGGAGGAUCAGCAGGGAUCAUCUCUGACGAGUAUGUGUGUGUUUCACUCUGUGCAGGUAUGUCAGUGUGUUCCUGUAUGUGCAGGGUACACAUAUUGAGAACAGGACACCCAAAGUGUUUUUCAGGUAUCUUUCCCUUUUCUCAUUAGUCUCGAGGUCACCAAGUAAGCUAGGCUGGGUCUAUAGCAGGCCUCAAGGGAUCUGCCUCUCUCUGUCUCUCUAGCAUUGAGAUUCUAAGUGUGCACCACCAUGCCUACCUUUUCUAUGUGGGUUCUAGUGACUGAACUCAGGUACUGCACACACUUCAUCAACUGAGCCACCUCUCCAGUCCUAAUUUUUAAAAAUACUUUAUCAUACCUAAAAUUACUAUAAAAUUUAAUGAUUUUUAUAUUCUGUAAGUUUUUGAAAAAUAAAGAGCAGUUUAAUCUGAGCAAAGAGUGUUCGAUAUUAAUUAUCCCAUAACCACAGUGAGCAAUUUGAAAACGGCCUCAAUCAGCUGUCUGGACAUUAUGGGGCCGACUAAACCCAAAGUCCUCAGAGUUCUUUCACACGCUCUUCCCUCACUGUGCUGUACAGGACAGAACUCCAAGACUCCAGGCUUCUGUUGGAUGGAAUAUGCCACUCACCUGAGAACCAGGGAGGGGCUGUCAGCACCCACCCUGACCUAUGCCCCAGCUAACCUUAGUCUCUGGGGUUCUGCUUUUUCACUGGCUCUCUGUGAAGUUGCUUCCCAGCAGGCUACCUCUGUGGACUGUAUUCCUCAGCCUCCUUGUAGAAAUUCCCUUCAAAAGCCACAGAUUUCAGAGCCUUUAGGUUUGUAGUGUCUUCACCUUUCCGCAAUUUUUUAAAAGCCACAACACCAGAUGACAAUAAAAGGACCGUCACAGGAGUGGCUUUCAGACCUCAGCACAGACCAACUUUAACUCAGCAGAUAAACCAGUUUAUUUAUUUGACUGUCUCUGCUUUUUUUUUUUUUUUUGUGAAAUUGAACCCAUUUAUGAAUCUUCCUUAAAUUGCUUGUAUGAAAUAAUUAUGUCCAUGGUCACCAAACAAAGUGUUUUCUGUUUUGUAUGUGACCCAAAUGUAUCUGUGGUCCUUUU
Molecule: messenger RNA, 4028 nt
Organism: Alexandromys fortis (reed vole)
Lineage: Eukaryota; Metazoa; Chordata; Mammalia; Rodentia; Cricetidae
Gene: Map6d1
Product: MAP6 domain containing 1
Exons: 3
Coding region: 1-567 (188 amino acids)
Biological process (GO): cytoskeleton-dependent intracellular transport; regulation of microtubule cytoskeleton organization; microtubule cytoskeleton organization
Cellular component (GO): Golgi-associated vesicle; microtubule; cis-Golgi network
Molecular function (GO): calmodulin binding; microtubule binding
Source: RefSeq, a predicted model, not a curated record